AUGGGCGGCCUCCUCGCCGCCACCGGGCGCAACGCUGACAAAAUCGCCACCCGGCAGCUCCACGUCGUCGCGAAUCUUCGGAAAUGCAUCCGGGAAUGCGGCGGCAUGAACGUCGACAGUCGCCGGUGGGUCCAUGGCGUGGACCUCAUGCAGCGCAUGCUCGAGAUCGACCCUGCCCAGCGCAUUUCGCCCACGCAAGCGUUGGCCCAUCCGUUCUUGGCGAGUGGUACCGUCGUGUCGCCACCACCACACGGGCUGACCACAGGACAAGGACAAAACGCUCCUCAUCCUGUCAACACUGACGUGGCCACGUUUUCGUUGCGAUGA
Aphanomyces astaci is the source of this 327-nucleotide messenger RNA. RefSeq lists its product as hypothetical. The record is from RefSeq and is a predicted model, not a curated record. The coding region runs from base 1 to 327 and encodes 108 amino acids. Lineage: Eukaryota; Oomycota; Saprolegniomycetes; Saprolegniales; Verrucalvaceae. The transcript has a single exon.